This is a messenger RNA of Dichomitus squalens LYAD-421 SS1, 816 nucleotides long. RefSeq lists its product as uncharacterized. The transcript has 10 exons. Gene Ontology annotation, cellular component: membrane. Gene Ontology annotation, biological process: amino acid transmembrane transport. The coding region runs from base 1 to 816 and encodes 271 amino acids. The record is from RefSeq and is a predicted model, not a curated record. Lineage: Eukaryota; Fungi; Basidiomycota; Agaricomycetes; Polyporales; Polyporaceae. Gene Ontology annotation, molecular function: amino acid transmembrane transporter activity.
AUGUCACUCAAUCUUCACCAGCGUGGCAAUCUUUUCUGCAAUAUUUUAAUUAACUGCUUUCCUACUCGAGUGUACGGUCAAAUGGAAUACUACCUCUCCUUCCUCAAGUUUAUUACUAUUAUCCUAAUCGUCGUACUUGGACUAGCCAUCGACCUCGGCGCGUCCCCCCAAGGGCGGCUUGGUUUCCGAUACUGGAAAGAGAGACCUUUCCCAGAUAAAUACCUGGGAACAACUGGUACAUCAGGACAUUUUCUAGGCUUUUGGGCAGUUAUAAUGCAGGCGUCCUUCUCCUUCUCCGGCUCGGAGUUUCCAGGCAUCGCGGCUGGAGAAGUAAUUGAUGCCACCCGUAACGUUCCACGAGCGUUGCGUAAAGUAUGGAUCCGGAUAACACUAUUCUACCUUGGUGGGGUGCUCGUUUCCGGUCUCCUAGUUCCAUAUGACGACCCUUUCCUCGCACUCGGCGAAAGCCCUGGUCAUCAGAACGGACAUGCAUCCCCUUUUGUCAUUGCUUUCACCCGCGCGGGGUGGAAAUUGAUGCCAAACGUCGUAAACGCGGCCAUCCUUCUCUCCGCCCUCUCCGCCGCUUCGUCAGAUAUCUAUAUCAGCAGUCGAUUCCUAUUCUUCCUUGCUCGUCAUAUCCUCGAGCUCGUGUGCCUCGCACGCAGCCCAAACACGGAGAAUUAUCCACAGAAUCAGAUUCUGACAGCAAUGAAGCCACUGACGGAGACAUUGGUGACGAGAACCUUGGGCUUGAGGAACCAGCCCUCGUACCUGAUCAGAUUGCCGGGGAACAAGUACUACCUUCGGCCCAGGUGA